AUGGUGCAGCAGGCAGAUAGCCUGGAAAGUGAGGUCAACCUGCCCCGGGAGGCGAUGGACACGGAGGAGGGUGAAUUCAUGGCUUGUAGCCCGGUGGCCCUGGAUGAAAGCGACCCAGACUGGUGCAAAACGGCAUCGGGCCACAUUAAGAGGCCGAUGAAUGCUUUCAUGGUGUGGUCUAAAAUCGAGAGGAGAAAAAUCAUGGAGCAAUCCCCAGACAUGCACAACGCGGAGAUUUCCAAGAGACUGGGGAAGCGGUGGAAAAUGCUGAAAGACAGCGAGAAGAUCCCCUUUAUUCGGGAAGCGGAGAGGCUGCGGCUGAAGCACAUGGCUGAUUACCCCGACUACAAGUACAGGCCCAGGAAAAAGCCCAAAAUGGACCCUUCGUCUAAACCUAACGCUAGCCAAAGCCCUGAGAAAAGUGCUGGCGGGGGCAGCAGUGGAGGGGGAAGCGGCAGCGGGGGCGGCGGCGGCGGCAGCAGCAAGAACUCCAAGAGCUCCAGCAAGAAAUGUAGCAAACUGAAGACCUCUUCAUCCUCCUCUUCGACCUCGUCCUCGUCCACAUCCUGCCCCAAGCCUGGAGCGGGUAAAGCAGCUCACCACGGGGACUACGCAGGCGAGGACUUGGUGUUUGGCACCCUCAAAGUGAAUGGCGCUGGAGGCGGUGGCGGCUGCAGCAAAACGGUCAAAUGCGUCUUCAUGGACGAUGAGGAUGAGGACGAGGAGGAUGAGGACGACCUUCAACUGCGGAUCAAGCAGGAGCCAGAGGAAGAGGACGAGGAGCAUCCAGGGCGGCAGCAGCAGCAACAGCAGCAAGCCCAGCAGCUGCUCCGGCGCUACAGCGUCGCCAAAGUGCCCGCCAGCCCCACGCUGAGCAGCUCGGCGGAAUCCACCGAGGGGGCCAGUUUGUACGAGGAGGUGCGGGCCGGCGCGACCUCCGCCGGGGUCCACGGCGGGGGCGGCAGCGCCAGUCGCCUCUACUACAGCUUCAAAAACAUCACCAAGCAAAGCGCCCAGCAGCUGCAGCAGCCCAGUCUGUCCCCAGCUUCCUCGCGCUCUGUCUCCACCUCCUCCUCCUCCAGUUCCAGUUCUAGCAGCAGUGAGGAGGCUGAUGACCUGAUGUUCGAUCUGAGCUUGAAUUUCUCCCAAAAUCCCCACUCGGCGACCGAGCAGCAGCUGGGGGGCGGCUCAGCGGCGGGGAAUCUAUCCCUGUCCCUGGUGGAUAAAGAUUUGGAUUCGUUCAGCGAGGGCAGCUUGGGCUCCCACUUUGAGUUCCCCGACUACUGUACCCCGGAGCUGAGCGAGAUGAUCGCGGGGGACUGGCUGGAGGCGAACUUUUCCGACUUGGUGUUCACAUAUUGA
Messenger RNA from Trichosurus vulpecula (common brushtail), 1362 nucleotides. It is a transcript of the gene SOX11, whose product is annotated as SRY-box transcription factor 11. Gene Ontology annotation, molecular function: DNA-binding transcription activator activity, RNA polymerase II-specific; RNA polymerase II cis-regulatory region sequence-specific DNA binding. The record is from RefSeq and is a predicted model, not a curated record. NCBI's taxonomy places the organism in Eukaryota, Metazoa, Chordata, Mammalia, Diprotodontia, Phalangeridae. The transcript has a single exon. The coding region runs from base 1 to 1362 and encodes 453 amino acids. Gene Ontology annotation, biological process: negative regulation of transcription by RNA polymerase II; anatomical structure morphogenesis; neuron differentiation.